Molecule: messenger RNA, 681 nt
Organism: Striga asiatica
Lineage: Eukaryota; Viridiplantae; Streptophyta; Magnoliopsida; Lamiales; Orobanchaceae
Source: the annotation of a GenBank genome assembly
AUGUCGAUGGUCGUGGCGUUGUCCAAUAGAUUUGCGCGACGAGGAAGGGGGACGUUGUCAUCGCGUGGAGGGCAGCCACGAAGAGGGCACGACGGGGGAGAGAAUGUCGAGGGUCAAGAUGAGGGGCAAGUGUUGAAAGUCGGAUUUUUUGGGAAGGGCUUGUCUUUUAAAAUUAAACUGCACCAAAAUUUGACUGCACCCAGAACAUUCCAGGACAUAACACCACAAGUCACCCCAUUCUCUAAGGCCACAAAACUGAGUUCAGCAAGUGCUCAAAACAGAAAAAGGAACAGAUCAAUCUUCUUCAUCUAUGACUUGGGUGCCAAGUCCCUUGAUCCCUCCAUCCGGAAUCUCAGCAACAGUGACCAAAGAGUAAAGUUCCUCCUUUGCAUCCUCAUCAUCAUUCCUCUUGCGCGCAAUGCGGACACGGAUUCUUCUCGGCACACUUCUAAUCCCAUUGCUCCAAAUGUGUUUGUUCAGUUUGACGUCCACCCUGACAUCAGUGGUCCCCAUGGCCUUCUGGGCAAACUUCCUGAUUUCUUUGAUGGCCUUUGGAGCCUUCUUCUUGAAGAGUACUAUAUCACCAUUUACAAUAAUUCAUUAGUUGAGACGCAAACAUCACAUUUUGAUGGCAUAUUAAUCAAAAGCCAGACCAAACAUAUGACAAAACGAGGAGUGUAG